CGUGAGAACAUCGCAUACAGCAGCGAACGUAUGCUGCAAAUGAAAACUGACAGGUAGUGGUAGUCUACGGAGGCGAUAUUGUAUUAUGUAACGUUAUAUCAACAGAACAGCCUACACUAGUGGGUAAGGAGUAGGUUCAUUCAGAACUUAACCAUUGUAAGUUUAAUGUAAUGGUAUUGCUGCUUUAUCUGACGGUCGAUUGCUAACUUGCGAUUCAAUGCUAAAGUUCGCUUGCUAUAAACUUCAAGUCGCUCUCAGGCUUAGUCGCAGUAGUCUAAAUCCUUUCAGGUGGUUUGCAUGUACCAACCAUCUUAUCUAAUGUGGUACUGGUAAACUAAUCAGCAUUAACUUGUUAGCUGGUAGAGUUUCAUAAAUAGAAUAUUUAGCAACAAGCUAACGUUAGCUAGGCUAGCAAACUUUUCAAACCAGCAUCAGAACAUUAGUCUAAAGCUGGCUAAUGCGUGUUGAAUUGUUUUUAUUUAUGUAUUUAUUUAUUUUGAGAAGAUACAUGUUGGACAGCAUUUAGCUAAACCCAGUCAGAGGUAGUACGGACUGUUUUUGUUGGUAAAAUUAUUUAUUUAGUUUGAUCCAUUCAUGAAACUCGAAAGUGUAGUUUACUGCUUAGCGAACAUCACCUAACGUAGUAGGCUAGACUAGUGCUAGAGAGGGGGUGUGUUUUACUCGUGGAUCUGGUCGAGAAUGAGCUGUCACAUUAGCUAGCCAGUGAUUAAUUAAUAGCUGUUAUUGAAAGUCGUUUAGGUUUAGCUAGAGUUAGCCAGAAAACUAGCUAGGGAUCAGUGUUAUAUUUGGAUCUAUUUAUUUCUCUUUUGAUUGACAACUGGAUCGCAGAAUGCGAAAGCAUGUUACGUAGCUAGAACAAAGUGUACUUAACUGGUUUUUGCAGAUAGAUCUAACGUUAGGUAUUACGAAUUGGCUUCAAUAAAUUUAUUGCGAAUUAUCAUACAAGUUGGAAGGAAAAUAUACCACCAGGAAAUCAACAAUAGCAGUAAAAUAGCCUCCAAGCUAAAACGCGAAGAUGUUCAACCACCACCACCAACAGCAGCAGCAGCAGCAGUUACAGCAGCACCUGCGGCAACUCCAGCAACUCUUUCAACACCAGCAGCCAGCACCCUCUCCGUCUCCCCUUCCACCACCGCAGCCACCCUCGUCGCAUCCAAUGGCGCACCAUCAUCAUCACCAAGUCGGCCGGCCCAUAUCUGCUCCAGCGCAGGCUCCUCCCCCCCGCAUGGUCAGGCUGUGCUCCGCCUCCCAGGCUACCAUCAUGGCUGCCAACCCCAUGCUGCAGGGGGCUCUCCUGAUGCAGCAGAUGCAAGGAAGCCUGCGGGGGUUUGCGAUGGGCGGGCAGCAGUUUACACAGCUCUUCUCGGCAGGAUCGAGGCCCUCCCUCCUCGGGCCGGCCCCCAUGGGCGUGGCCAUAAAGUCUCCGCAUAUGGGUUUCCCCCGGCGACACUUUCACCCACAUGCCCAGCACUAUAACAAGGACUUUGCAUCGCAACAGUCGGAGAGGAAAAAGGAGAAUGAGCUGAGGGCAGUCGUGACAACGGAUGGCCAAUCUGGUGCUAAAAACACAGAGGGUGAAAACAACAUCAGGGCUGUCAGCACAGAGGGCGCAGUGGCUGCAGACAGACUGACCACGCCCACAGCCCAGCUGCAGGAAGAGCCUGCCCUGAAGAGACAGAGGAUUGAAGGGUCUGAAAGGUUGAUGGAGGAGCCACCGGAGACAAAUGGAGCCCUGGGCUCAGAUUAUAAAGCCCCUGCUGAGGACAAGGAACCUGCCGAUGCUGUGACUCUGGAAGAGGGGGAAAGCAUGGCUGGGCCAGAGACCAUCGAGUUUAUUGAGGAGUGUAGAGCGCCUGAGAUGGUCGGCGUGGGGGCCACGCUGAAAGUCACCAUCCAGCAGAGCAGCGAGAGUCGGGCCUUCAACACGGGAUUGGAGGAGCAGUCAGGGGGCGGGGCGGGCCAGGGCGAGGCCAGGGACUCGGACGGAGAUGCAGCCAGCAAGUUCUUCUGCUACAUCUGCAGCACCACCUGCCACAACCAGCAGAACUUUCAAAGUCACAUGAACGGCCUGGCCCACCAGCAGCGUAUGAUGGAGAUCCAGCACAUGAGCAACGCCUGUCUGGUCACACUGCUUCCACGGGUCCGCGAGUCCCUGGAGAGCGUACACAGAGACGGGGAAAAGAGGCUAGGCCCGCAGCGGUGGUGCGCCACCUGCCAGAGCCACUUCUACGGUGACCUCAUCCAGCACCGCAGGACCAAGGAGCACAAGCUGUCGAAGCACUCCUCCCGCCCCUUCUGCACCGUCUGCAAACGUCACUUCAGGACGCCCCGAAAGUUUGUGGAGCACAUGAAGUCCCCAGAGCACAAGCAGAGGGUGGAAGAGCUGCGAGAGGAGGGCCUACCGGAGGUGCUGGAGGAGCUGAUCACCGUGGACGCAGUGGGCUGCUUUGAGGGAGAGGAAGACUACGAGGAAGAGCCCAACGAACAGGAGGAAGAGGCGGAGGAGGAGCAGGGACAUUCACAAAGCCAGGGAGGGCAGGCCGCCCGCAAGGAGGUGGCGCUGGAGGACAUGGCGGACGACGAGGAGCACGACCCGGACACGCAGUACGGUUCCAGCUUUGUGGUUCCGGUGGCCGGGUUUCUCUGCAGGCUCUGCCGCAAGUUCUACCACUUUGAGUCCACCGCCCGGCUCUCGCACUGCCAGUCCCUCGGACACUUCCAGAACCUGCAGAAGUACAGGGCCCUAAGGAGGCAGGAGGACACAGGUGAGCCGGAUACCUGCAGCGAUAAUGUAGAGGAAACGCCUGCAGUCACAGAAGAAGAAGAGGUUGAGGAGGAGGAGGAGGGGGAGGAUCAGGAGACUGUGAGCCGCGCCUCGCCCGAUCCCAGCGGCCUCUCUCCGGAGCCAGCCAGUCCCAGCGCCCCUGAUAGGACGGUGCGGUCACAUGACCCCGGGAAAGCCUGCGGCUCCCGCUCGAGCCUCGCGAAGCCGGGCGGCGCCGCCGCCUUGCCGAAUCUCUCCAUCACCGUCGGCCGGCCGACCGCCACGGGAUCCGCGGACCGCCAGCCGGUGCCCCGGGACCGCACCCCGGAGGUGGUGGACCUUACCCUCGAGGAUGCAACAGCCUCCCCGCCUUCCCCCUCCUCCUGCCCCCUGCAGGGAGACUCACUGGGGGACGAGAGCAGGAGAUGGGCCGUCCCAGUACAUCAGGAAACUCCGUCUGAGGAGGGGCAGGAGCCACCUCCCGAAGACCCUACAGGACAAGGGGAGCAGGAGGAAGAGGAGGAGGGCGCGGCUGCCAAGGAAGAAAAGGCAGCAACGGGACGCAAACGUAUGGCUUCCAGGAAGAGAUCAGCCAGGACGAAGCAGAGACUGUAAGAGAUGGGUCGAGAGAGGAAAAGAUGAGAGGGAAUGAGAGAGGUAGAAGCUUGGGAUAACAGGCUUUGGGUCAAUUUUGUGGUUGUCCCACUUCACUGGAGAGGGAGGAGCUUCAUCAGACUGUGCAGUCUGUUGAUGGACCAAUCACAAGCCUGGCUGAAUGGCAGGUCCCGAUGCUACUAGCAUUGGAAAAUAAAUAAUGGAACAGCGCCCUCCUCUGGUCUUUGAUGGAAGGCUAAAAAUCUGUUGUGGCAGGUUUUUAUUUGAACAGUAUUGGGGAAACGAAUCUUCAUGAAACCAAAGAUGGGGAGAGCUGCCGUAUGUCUGUGACUCACUAAAUAAAGCCAAUUGUUUUGGAGAGAGAAACCAUUUGAUUGUUUCACUCAAGUCUGUGAGUGACUCUCAACCCAUGAUGAGGUUCGUGAAACUUCAGUUCACUGUCCCACCGCUAGUAGAGAAGAUAGGUAAAGUUUGUUCAGUUUUGUUGAACUGUGCCCCUGAGUUGCGCCCACUGCCUAUAUUCACCUGUCUGGUUGUGUUGAGUUGUGCAGGUUCGGUUUAAAGUUUGCAGAUUUUAAGGGGUGAUAAAUUUUGUCUGUGAGAGGGCUGCGUCACAUUUGUCUCACAGUCACUGCUCACCACAACUUUUACAGCAGGCAGGUUAGAAGGCAGGGGUUUGAGCCCCUCAUGCUUUUAGAGAUCUUUACAGUGCCGCUGCGAUGUCUGUGUCUGUUAAGCCGCUGUUCUGUCUGCUGGCUGGUCUGCCAGGCUUUAAAAGCAGCUGUAAAAGGGAGGUUUUAAUUACACUGUCGCAUGGAAAUAUUGUCUGACAAACGAGGGAAUGAUGAAAAAAUGAGGGAUAAAAUGUUUUUUCUGCUAGAGGUGGGAAUGUGGAUGUUAGUCAGAGGCUGAAAAUGUAUGGGGGGGGGUCUACAGGAGCUCCGAGAAGUAGCCUUGUUUUACUGGAGUGAAAACUGGGCUCGCAAGACCAGGUAAAGCUCGGCCAGGUUCUGCUCUGUAUUGUGGUUUAAUAUGCACCAGAAAUACCCCAGUGAGGCAUAUUUUCUACUGAUCCACAGUAUAAUCCUGCACGUUUGACCACUGUACGAGAUUGUCAUUUGGACGCCGGCGUAUUUUCCCGAAAAUAAAAUGGCAUCUCAAAUGGCAGUGCUUACACGAUGACAAUUGGGCACACUUCUCAAAAUGACUUUUGAACGAUGGAACUGUACUUACAGAUUUCCGUAGUAGCCCGCAAUUCUUCGAAAGCAAUCAGGCUGAUUUUUACAAGAAAUUAAGUCCUGCUGUUAAAAAAAUCGAUGAAAGAUGAACACUGCAAUGUUUAUGCACAUGACAUGAUUGAGGUGCAGUACAUGGAAUACUGAAAAUAUUGUCAGUGAAAAGAAAAUGGUUCUAAAUUCCUUUGAGGGAAAAUUAGAAAUAAUUUCUCUUGGAGAAGGGAAUGACCAGACAUAAGUUGUUUCUAGAUUUCAGCAUAGAAAACCUGACUGGCAUAAAAGAU
Molecule: messenger RNA, 4919 nt
Organism: Anguilla rostrata (American eel)
Lineage: Eukaryota; Metazoa; Chordata; Actinopteri; Anguilliformes; Anguillidae
Product: cip1-interacting zinc finger protein-like
Exons: 15
Coding region: 1037-3400 (787 amino acids)
Cellular component (GO): nucleus
Molecular function (GO): nucleic acid binding; zinc ion binding
Source: RefSeq, a predicted model, not a curated record